AUGGUCUCGGACGAGCAUUACGAUAUCUGUCUACCCAUCCUGCAGGACCCGAGCCUCGACGAUGAAGACAAGACCGACAGGAUCGAAACCCUCCUGAGGAAGGAGACAGCCCUCACGGGCAGUUCCCUUGAUAAUGCAAUACUGGAUGUGCUGUGGAGCCCGAGCCUCAACGCCUACGAGUUUGCCAACGACACAACACCUGCGCAGGAAAUAAAUGGGGACUAUCCGACAGAGAAUGUUGAGUGGCUGGUGAAUGAUGAUGGCGGCGCUAGCCUCGCAGCGUCCUUUACCAUACCCAGCGGCCUCAAUGCCGCCGCACCCGAGUUCUCCUCCGUCUCGGCCCAGCAAACAGACAUGACCCCGUAUGACAUGCUGCGUACGAUUCUGGGCCCUUCGAGGACCGAUGACGAGAUCGAGGCAGCCCUAGCCUCCCACGGCUACGACCUCAGCGCGACCGUGGCCUCCAUCAUGGACAGCCAGGCGCGUGCUUUGGGCGGCCUCUCCGUAUCCCCGAGGAACGCAAGAAACCAUGAUCUCAGCAGCCACCUAUGCAAGUAUUGGAUGAUGGGCAACUGCCUCGCAGGUGAUACGUGUGUCUUCUCGCACGACCCUUCGCAGCUUGUCAAUAAAUUAUCGAUGGAUGGCAGCUCGACGCCGCCGUCCAAAACAGCAAACUUACAUUUACAGGACUAUGGCGCCUUCCCAUCACUUCACGGUAGCCCCGAUGCGUUCACCGCAUAUCCUGGCAAUCACGGCUUCGGCCUCACCCCGCCGUCGGGACUUAGGACCUUCCACGGUAUGGACGGACGCCCUCGCUCGCGACCCGGCAGCCGGCAGCAGACCAAGGAACAGGCUCCCGCUUUAGAUGACACCGAAGCGUUUCCCUCUCUCGGCUCCGGCAAGCCAGGUAAGAAGCACCAUGGAAAGAGGGGCGGGCACGGUACCAAAGAGGUCUUUACACCAAGCUCUCUCGCCGACAUUGUCAAGAUGGCCCCGUCACCUACACCGUCGCCCCGCGCCGAAAAGAGAAUGGGGAGAAAUGGCAGCACAGGCAGCAAGAGCGGCGAAAAUAGCGUCGCCGCCCAAGGCAUUCCGAGCCCUCGGCAUAUUCCUUGGCUCGAGACGGGCGAGCGUGCCAACAAGUCGUACCUCAAAGCUCGACAGGAGGCUAUCAAGCAUGGUGGCCUCCGUAACAAGUUUUUACAAAGUGCCGCCCAAGCCUGGAAUCGUAAUGAUGCACGCGCAGCCAAGGCGCUCAGUCUUCGAGGGCAGAGCGAGAAUGACUUGAUGAGAAAGGCCCACCGCGAAGCGGCCCGCGAGCUCUACGAAGAUCGAAAUAAGAAUAACCUACCUGGAGGUUCGGAAAUAUACGUAGAUCUUCACGGGCUCCACCCCGACGAAGCCGUCGAGUAUCUCGAGAAGGUACUGAUGGAAAAUAGCCGGGAGGGUCGGCCCAUCUAUGCCAUUACCGGCACCGGUCACCACAGCAAGAAUGGCAAGGACAAGGUAGGCAAGGCAGUGCGCAAUUUUCUCAACGAAUGGCGCUACGCGUUCAAGGAGUUCUCGGUUCCCGGAGACAAGAAUAACAUGGGAGGGAUCCUCGGCAUAGAUGCGCGGUCUUGGGACAAAUCACUUUCUAAAGACGAGGGAGUGUCCUCGACGAUGGCGGCCUCUGGGGGUAACAGUGAGAGCGAUCUUCUCAGUCAAGGGGUCGAGAUUGGAGAGGGCAAGGUCAAGCUCUUGGUUAGGGAUCCCCCAAUAGGACCCAGCGGUAAUCGCCGUAGCUAA
Molecule: messenger RNA, 1788 nt
Organism: Parascedosporium putredinis
Lineage: Eukaryota; Fungi; Ascomycota; Sordariomycetes; Microascales; Microascaceae
Source: the annotation of a GenBank genome assembly